AAAAUCCCGUGCGAAAUUGCGUCCGUCUCCGAGACGCAACUCUCGCGCGUGCACAGAAUCGAGCCCAAUUAGCCUCUUUACCCGUCGAUUUGCUGGGUGAAGUGCACAACAGCAAGCCUACUUCCUGCCUCCUCUUAUUGAGUUUUAGCGUGGCUUUCGUUGUUGGGUCAGGGUUUAGACGGACUUGGCAGCCAUGGCGUCCAUGGCAACGACUGCAUUCCACGCUGCCACUGCUGCCAACAGAGCUUGCCUUAGCUCCAUUGCUGCCUCGUCUGCUUCUCCAGCCUCGUGCAGGAGCGUUUCUUUCUCCUCGUUUAGACUCGCAGCUGCCUCUGGAUUGCCAGGCUUGAGCUUGUCGUCUGCGUCGGUGCGGGGUGGGUUCGUGAGAUUGCAGAGUGAUGGAGUUUCUAAGGUUAGUGUGCAAGGCAUGCCCGUGCAGGUUCGAGCUGAUUCUUCUGCUUCCGCGGGUCCCAAGUCGGGAUCCUCUACCUUCAAGGUUGCGGUCCUGGGAGCUGCCGGAGGAAUCGGGCAACCGCUCUCUCUCUUGAUCAAGAUGUCCCCCUUUGUGUCCGAACUUCGCUUGUAUGAUAUUGCGAAUGUUAAGGGAGUUGCUGCAGAUCUUAGCCAUUGCAAUACCCCCGCACAGGUGUCUGCCUACACCGGCGCUGGAGAGCUCGCAGGAGCAUUGAAGGAUGUUGAUCUCGUGAUCAUCCCGGCUGGAGUUCCGCGCAAGCCUGGCAUGACCAGAGAUGAUUUGUUCAAUAUCAACGCCGGCAUUGUCAGAAGUCUCGUUGAAGCUGUUGCUGACCAUUGCCCCAACGCCUUGAUUAACAUCAUCAGCAAUCCUGUGAACUCCACAGUCCCAAUUGCUGCGGAGGUUCUCAAAGCCAAAGGUGUUUACGACCCCAAGAAAGUCUUCGGUGUGACUACAUUGGACGUAGUGCGUGCCAACACAUUCGUAGCUCAGAAGAAGAACUUGCGUCUCAUUGAUGUGAACGUCCCCGUGAUUGGUGGGCAUGCCGGUAUCACUAUUCUUCCCUUGCUUUCAAAGACGAAGCCUACCGUUGAGUUUAUGCCCGAGGAGGUGGAAGAGCUGACGGUGCGCAUUCAAAAUGCUGGUACCGAGGUUGUGGAGGCCAAGGCUGGAGCUGGAUCUGCUACUCUCUCAAUGGCGUAUGCUGCCGCCAGAUUCGCUGAAUCUUGCAUGCGAGGAUUGGAUGGCGACUCCGAUGUUUAUGAGUGCGCUUAUGUGCAAUCUGAGGUCACGGAUCUGCCUUUCUUUGCCACCACGGUAAAGCUUGGAAAGAAGGGAGUUGAGGAAAUUGUUGGUGAGGAUUUGAGUGGCUUGACCGAAUACGAGAAGAAGGCUGUGGAGGCGUUGAAGGCAGAGUUGAAGGGCAGCAUUGAGAAAGGUGUCCAGUUUGCGAAUAAGCAGGCUGCCGCCGUCUAAAUUCAAUUAGACACGCAAGUACUUGCGGUGGGGUGUUAGCAUUCAACGUUGGAUUCCAUUGAUACGUCUUCAAAUGUUUUUCUUUAGCACGAGUUUGAUUGAUAUUGGCCCCCACCACAUUUCGAAAUUCCAGUAGUUGAGUUAAUUUUGCGAGUGACUUGGUGGUACUGGUCACAAUAUAGCAUUAUACCCCCAUUUUCAUGUCCUUUUUGUGUGACAAAGGGGACUCAAAUUCUUGUUCAGACAAAUUGGAAGACGGUACGUGAAUUUUUGCCUCUGA
Molecule: messenger RNA, 1730 nt
Organism: Physcomitrium patens
Lineage: Eukaryota; Viridiplantae; Streptophyta; Bryopsida; Funariales; Funariaceae
Product: malate dehydrogenase, chloroplastic
Biological process (GO): tricarboxylic acid cycle; malate metabolic process
Cellular component (GO): mitochondrion; cytoplasm
Molecular function (GO): L-malate dehydrogenase (NAD+) activity
Source: RefSeq, a predicted model, not a curated record